Molecule: messenger RNA, 725 nt
Organism: Populus euphratica (Euphrates poplar)
Lineage: Eukaryota; Viridiplantae; Streptophyta; Magnoliopsida; Malpighiales; Salicaceae
Product: protein FAM133-like
Exons: 6
Biological process (GO): ribosomal small subunit assembly; rRNA processing
Cellular component (GO): UTP-C complex; CURI complex
Source: RefSeq, a predicted model, not a curated record
ACGGAGGGAGGUAAAUAAAGUGGGGGCACCCUGGUUUUCGCGUUCUUUUCGAGUAGCGACGCUCUAAGAGAAAGCGGGAGAGAGAGAUGGGGAGCUUGAAGGAAAUAGUAGACAAGACGCAGAAGAAGAAAAAGAACAAGAAAGCUAACGAUAGCGAUUUCAGUGAAAAGGAUGUAAUGAUAAAAACAGAGGAUGGAGGGAAUAAAGUGAACAAGUCUGCCGAGAAGAAGAAAAAGAAGAGGAAAAGGGAAAAGGGAAAUAAUGCUGAUGGUGGUGAUACAAUUUGGAUCAGUAAAGAAGAUGAUGAGACUAAAGCAGAAGGAGAAAAGAAAAGGAACACACUAAGAAAAAAGAAAAAAAGAAGUGGGGAGCAAAAUAAUGCUGUGGUUGGGAAAUUUGAUCAGCUUGGCGCUGAGUCUGAAGAUGGUUUUAAUGAGCUAAAAGGUAAAUCUGAGAAAUCUAAGAAAAAGAAAAGGGAACAUGACACAUCAAAGGAGGAUGAGAAUAUGCUGGAAAAGAGGGGAGAGACCAAUCAGGAUGAGGCUUGUUGUAUUUCUUCUGGGGAUGAGGACUACUCAAAAGGAAUGAAAAAGUGGCUUACGGAAUAUCAUCAAAGUAGACCAGGUCUGACAGUGCUGCAACAAAGAUUAGAUGAGUUCAUAAUUGCCCAUGAGGAAAAACUUGAACAGGAAAGAAAAGAAAGAGAAGCCCAAGCUGCGGAAGGG